UCGGAUCCACCAACUCUCGAACCCGAUAAUAUCAAUGGGCUUCCCCGCGACGCGAUCCGGUUGGUUACUCUUGGAGUUCAGAGUGUGCAGACUGGAGAUGGGCGACGGAAAGAGCAGCCCAAACCCCUAUCUCCGAUGGCGAAGAAGAGGUUAGGAGAGACAUGCCGGCGAAGAAGAAGGUGGUGGUGGUGAUGGGUGCCACUGGUGCGGGGAAAUCAAAGCUGGCGAUCGACCUGGCCUCCCACCUCCCAUGCCCCAUCGAGAUUGUCAACGCCGACUCCAUGCAGGUCUAUCAAGGCCUCGAUGUCCUCACCAAUAAAGUUCCCCUCUCUGAACGACAAGGUGUUCCGCAUCAUCUCCUUGGAACCGUCGCUGCUUCGGAGGAGUUCACUUCAAAGGACUUCCGGGAUCUCGCCAUUGCAAUCAUUGAUGACAUAUUGGCUCGUGAUAGAGUUCCGGUUAUCGUUGGGGGUACCAAUUACUAUAUACAGGCUCUCGUGAGUCCAUUCCUUGUAGAUGAUGUUGUGGAUGACAUAACUGCCUGCUCUUUUAAUUCAUCUAGAGAAUUGAAGAGUGUUGAUCCUUGUGCUGUCUAUGAGAGGCUGAAGGAGAUUGACCCUGUGGCCGCAAAUAGGAUCCACCAGAAUGAUCACAGAAAGAUAAAUCGUUACCUCAGCUUGUAUGAAUCUUCUGGUGUUCCACCUAGCAGUUUGUUUCAAGGGGAGGCAGCCAAGAAGUGGGGCCGAGCAGAUUGUCUUAGAUAUGAUUGUUGUUUUAUAUGGGUGGAUGCUGCUCUGCCUGUUCUCGAUAGAUUUGUUGACCAACGGGUUGAUUGCAUGAUUGCUGGUGGUUUAUUAAAUGAAGUACAUGAAAUUUACAAACCAAAUGCAGAUUAUACACGAGGUUUGCGGCAGGCCAUUGGUGUUCGGGAAUUUGAGGAUUUCUUCAGAUACUAUUUUAGCAACACGAUGACAGGUGGCACAUGUGUCUGUGGUAAUGGUAGCGCAUAUAAUUCUGAAGAUGGCACUCCAAGUUCAAUAAAUGAAUAUGAGGAGGUCCUGGAGCCCAACUUCUUGGAAAUUCUAAAUUCUAAUGAUAACAACCUUAAGGUUCUGUUGUGUGAAUCAAUUGACAAGCUAAAAGCAAACACACGUAAGCUUGUCCGUCGGCAAAAACGGAGGCUUAAUCAGUUGAAAAAGUAUUUUGGUUGGGACUUGCAUAACGUUGAUGCUACGGUAGCCUUGUUUAAUACUUCUAAUGAUUCCUGGUCUGUGGCAGUUGUUCAACCUUGUGUUGAUCUUGUGAAAACUUUUUUAUUUGAUCAUGAAUUGGACCCUUUGAUAUGUAAGCGUGCACCAUUUAACACCAAUAAUGAAGCUCUAAUCUCAAGGGACUUGUGGAAUCAGCAUAUCUGUGAGGCAUGCGGAAAUCAGAUUCUCAGAGGAGCGCAUGAAUGGGAACAACACAAAAAAGGGCGAAGGCACAGAAAGCAAAUACUCAGGUUGAAAAAGAAGAAAGCAAGUUCCUCCAUGAUAGAUUGUUCAGGUCAUCCUUCAGAUGAAAAUUAUUCAGUGUGUUUUACAUGAGUCCACGAGUCAUUUUGUUUGGAAACUAAACUAGUUCAUCACAGUGGUAUAUUUACCAGGG
Messenger RNA from Dioscorea cayenensis subsp. rotundata (Guinea yam), 1647 nucleotides. RefSeq names its product tRNA dimethylallyltransferase 2. Gene Ontology annotation, cellular component: mitochondrion. Gene Ontology annotation, biological process: tRNA modification. The transcript is spliced from 10 exons. Gene Ontology annotation, molecular function: tRNA dimethylallyltransferase activity. The record is from RefSeq and is a predicted model, not a curated record. NCBI's taxonomy places the organism in Eukaryota, Viridiplantae, Streptophyta, Magnoliopsida, Dioscoreales, Dioscoreaceae. Bases 162 to 1586 code for a protein of 474 amino acids.